AACAAUAAAAAAUAUAAGUAUAUUAAACUUGCAUUUUAAUAAAUAGGAGUAAUUUUGAAAAUUAACAAUACAUACCUAGCAAAGUAUUUAUAAACCAAACACUGUAAUGUUAUCUUUCAUGCAUUUUAAUCAUUAUUUUACUUGUAUACUAAACACUGUUAUGUUAUUUUCCCUGCAAUCACAUUACCUGUAAUCACAUUGUAUUGUAAAGUACCAAACGCUAUCUUAAGUUUGUAGAUUGUCAUUAGCUGUAAUGGUCAACCUCAACUCAAUAGACAAUUAGUUUAUUCUAUUGCAUGUGUAGAUUGAGUGAAUCAAUUUGCCCGUGGUUUUAGAUCUUGUUUACCUUUUUUAAGCUCCUCAAUUUCCAUCUGCUGCCAGCUCAUGGUUUCAUUGCUGUAUCUUUGGUCAUAUGGAAGCCUUGAUCUUUUCAUGUUGUAAGAGUAAACUCCUUUUCCAUGAGAUUUCAUUUUCCUGGAUUUGUUGUUGGAGCAAAAGCUUAGCGUUUGCAAUUCUCAGAUUUAAGAAAUAAAAUGAAGAAACUUCCUUCAUAGUUUGUCUUGCUUCUUAUCUGUCAUUCUGUAAAAGUAUAUCCAUCUUGAUAAUGAGGUGCUUUGAUGAGCAGGACAUCUAGUAUGAGUGACUAGGAGAAUUUCUGCCCCUAAUACUGUUAACUUAUCUUAAUGGCAAUGUUGUUAAUAAUUAUCUAUCCUGUAAAAUGUUCAAAUGUUAUCAAUCAGAAAAGAAAGACAAGAAAAAGGUAUUAGUGGAAAUUAGUGAAAUUUAGCUUUAGUGUCAUAACUGCUUGUUAUUUGUUCUCAAUUGUUAUUUCUGUGAUUUUUAAUUUGGUUCUGAAUACUCAGAACAUAUGUUCUAUUGGGCUAGCUUUUUUUCAGCCUCUAACAUGAAGUUUCUGCCCUUCCAGUUCUAAUGGAUGAUCACAAAGAAAAUGAAGCUAUAGCAGAGCUCACAAAAGCAUUAGCUUUCAAGCCAGACCUGCAGCUACUACAUCUUCGAGCUGCCUUCCACGAUUCAAUGGGUGAUUAUAUAUCUGCAGUUAGAGAUUGUGAAGCAGCCCUUUGUCUUGAUCCCAACCAUACUGAUACUCUUGAGCUAUAUAAUAAAGUUCGUGAUCAGGUUAAAGAACGGAAGUGAGAGAAUCAGAUGCCCAUAAUCAUUCCUCUCUUCAUCGUCUGCAGUUGGUAACCAGAUUGUUGCCACCCUUUUUCUUUCAAAUAUUUUUGUUCAAUUACAAGGGCACCAUUAGUUUUUUGGAUUUUGUCUCUGGAAAAUUCCGAAGCACCGCCUAGGCCUUUGGGUGAAAUGGAACUCAGGAGGAAAGAAGAAGGAAAGUGUAUGGUUUAAAAGGAAAAGGAAAAAAGGGAAACUAGCAAAAGAUAGCUUGUAAAUAUUUGUUUUCUGUGUCAAGGAUUGAACCAAUCAAUGAUAUAAAUAGUCCAGGCAUGCGGCUGAUGCUGCUACUGCCCUCUGUAUUUCUCCGUCAGGGGCGAUGCCAAUGCUACAGCCAAAAGGAACAUGUAAAUGAAACUGCAGAAGUCUGUCCAGUCUAAGAGAUUUUACACUUUGUUGGCUUUUUUGCUGUACCUUAUGUAUUCUACCUCUUCUCAUCCUGUAUUGUUCUUCCAGCGUGAAAUUUUUCGCUUCAAAGGGUUUCUUUCAAACAGUUAUAUUGGAGACACCCUAAAGUUGGAAACUUAAAGCACGUUGAAUUGAUUAAUGUCCAUGUUAACCAUUACACACCAUAUGAUAAUUCAUGGUAAGUCGGUUUCCAUCUGUCCAAAGUUGGAACUGGGCAACAUUGGACGUAGGGCACCACUUCUGCCACAUGGUUUUUGGAUGAUUCCAGCAAAUGGUUAAUUAACCUCUUGGUUCACUUUCAUAGAAGGGUCUUUUCCACCCAACCUGUGAGCAUCAUAAAGUGAAAACAUCGGUUUUCAGUACACUGCACGAGAUCCCCAUAGUUUCAGCUGCUUUACAAUUAUUUCUCACAACCACUCCUUUUAUUAUUUCUUCGUUCAUUCAUUCAUAUGCAUCUCAAGUCACCUAGGCCCUUUUUUUCCCCACCUACUCCACUGAAUCGUUUCACUUACUAGGAAUGAUAUUUCUCUAUAUGGGAGAAGGAAUGAAUGAAGCAAUGGAAAAGAAACGCCCCAGGAAGCUGAACUUCAAUGCACCACUCUUGUCAACAAGGCGACCUGCAGGUGGUCACAUUGCUGAUAAACUGUCUUGUACGAAUUCCCAGGGGGGAUGCAAAGAUUCAAGCAAUGGGAUUCCAUUCUGCUGGGAACAGGCUCCAGGAAAGCCCAAGAACUUGGAUGGAAGUAACAACGUAGAUGACGCAGAAACGCCUCGUCCUAAACUCCCACCGAGCAGAUGGCGUCCGCCAGAAGAAGCCUGUCAGGAUCACAAUCAUGACCAUGAUGAAAGCUGUGAUGCUGAUGUGGAUGACUACGACGAUGACGACAACGAUGAUGUUUUCUCGGAUGCUAUGGAAGUUUUGUCACUUACACAAGCAAUAGACAUUGUUGAGAAAGCAGAAAAGUUUCGUGGAUCAUCAGACGGGUUAAAAUCAAAGAGCUUAGAGCCUAGUGACUUAGAAGGGUUAAACCUGGAGAGCUUAGAUCACAGUGAUUGCCCAUCUCCGAACUUCAUAAUCGAGCGGUUUCUUCCUGACGCCACAGCUUUGGCUGCAUCAUCUGCUAUGAACACGUCGUUGAAAACAAAGCUUCCUUAUCUCUGCAAUUACUCAGAGUCGCCAUGUGUUUCCCAAGCAGUGAUAAAGCGACCAUUCUCUUCCCCAAAGGGUUGCGGCCUGGAAAUCUUGCUGCCAUGGCGUAUGAAGCACAAGCUGUGUGGUGUAAAAAGUCCAAUCAAGGAAAGGUCUAUCAUCGCAAAACCAACUAGUUCAAAGCAGAAGAAACUGUUUUCAUCAAUUGUUGCCCCUUCUGGAGAAUGGAGAUGUAAAUAAAAGAGGUUUCCUAUGUAUAGAUAUAUAUAUAUACUGCAUG
This is a messenger RNA of Theobroma umbraticum, 3029 nucleotides long. RefSeq lists its product as uncharacterized. The record is from RefSeq and is a predicted model, not a curated record. Lineage: Eukaryota; Viridiplantae; Streptophyta; Magnoliopsida; Malvales; Malvaceae.